Topomyia yanbarensis is the source of this 2455-nucleotide messenger RNA. RefSeq names its product GDP-fucose protein O-fucosyltransferase 1. NCBI's taxonomy places the organism in Eukaryota, Metazoa, Arthropoda, Insecta, Diptera, Culicidae. The transcript is spliced from 2 exons. Gene Ontology annotation, molecular function: peptide-O-fucosyltransferase activity. Bases 61 to 1266 code for a protein of 401 amino acids. Gene Ontology annotation, biological process: Notch signaling pathway; protein O-linked glycosylation via fucose. The record is from RefSeq and is a predicted model, not a curated record.
CAGUCGACCGAGUCAACCAAACAAACAGCGUUAGCCGGUGAAAAGUGGGUGGUAGUAAACAUGAAAUUUCAGUAUUUUAUAGCUUUUUGUGGUGUCUUUUUGUUCAAAAAUGUUAGAACGUUUAGUGGCGACGAAAAUGGAUACAUUUUGUACUGCCCUUGCAUGGGUCGAUUCGGCAAUCAAGCUGACCACUUUUUAGGCGCGUUGAGCUUCGCUCGCGGUCUCAAUCGUACACUUGUGAUACCACCUUGGGUUGAGUACCGUAAGGGGGAGGCAAGGUCGAUUCAGGUUCCGUUUGAUACGUACUUUCAAGUAGCGCCCUUGCUAGACUAUCACAAGGUGAUUACCAUGGAAAAUUUUAUGACAAAUUUGGCCCCAUCAUUGUGGCCCCCCGGCAAACGAACUUCAUUCUGCUACAUGGAACGGAUGGGAUUUCAAGGAGAAUCGGAUGGUGGCUGUAACGCCAAGAGCGGUAACCCGUUUGGACCAUUUUGGAAUACUUUCGAAAUCGAUUUUGCAGGUUCAGAAUUCUUCGGACCAAAAUUAAACUAUGACGUGUACCAUCAUGACAUGGCAACUAAAUGGAAUGAAAAAUACCCAGCGAAUAAGUGGCAUGUGAUCGCAUUCACAGGUGCUCCAGCCAGUUUCCCAAUCCAGAUCGAAAAUCGUGAGCUGCACAAAUAUUUGAAAUGGUCGAUCAAUAUUGAGAAUGCCGCGCGUGAUUUUAUCAGAACGUCAUUGCCCAAAGGAGCUUUCAUGGGAAUUCAUCUGCGAAAUGGAAUAGAUUGGGUGCGAGCCUGUGAGCACGUCAAAGAAAGCUCCCAUCUGUUCUCUUCCCCACAGUGCCUCGGAUACCGCAACGAGAAAGGAUCGCUUACGUUGGACAUGUGUUUACCAGCGAAGGAGAUUAUUAUUCGCCAGAUUAAGCGUCAAAUCAAGAAACAUAAAGAAUCCUACAAAAACAAUGAAAUCAAAUCGAUCUUCGUCGCUUCCGAUGGAAAUCACAUGAUUCAUGAUUUAAACGAUGCCCUAAAGCGGAUGGACAUUGUGGCAGUUAGGUUGCCCGAGAAUAACCCACAUCUGGAUCUGGCGAUACUAGGAAUGUCCAACCACUUCAUCGGUAACUGUGUGUCAUCUUUCACGGCCUUCGUCAAGCGGGAACGAGACGCAAAGGGAUUCCCGUCUACGUUCUGGGCUUUCCCCGCAGAGAAACACUUACCCAAGACGUCGAAAGAUGCCGCAUCGUUGGCCCACGAAGAGCUGUAAUAAGGAGACAGAAGUUAAAGAAGCCAGCGCAACAAUGAAUUGACCCAGAGUUUUUUUUUCGGCGUCAUUUGGGUGAUCUGAAUAAUGAAACUGGAAAUGUAUGCUGUUAAGUACGUAAGCGUGCUCGUAAUCGGUUUGCGCCGUGUCAGCUUCUCUACUACUUAUAGGUAGGUAUAGGUAUGUAGCUUUAUCGCUUCUCUGUUCGUCCUUCACUGAUGUAGUGUUUGCGAGUUACCACGAUGACGUGAGUGUUGUGUGUGGAAUAGUUUAGGUGGACCGCGCUUUGAUCGUAGAACGUAACUACGUUUAGUACGUACGAACACUUAGACAUUUUUCAUUGCCAUGUUUACACUUUUGUCCAGUAUUUUAAUUUACGAUUGUGAUCAGCCUUUGAAUAUUAUCGAUAUUUUAACAAGAAAACACAUUAGACGUAUAAACGGCGUUGAUUGAAACAUGAUUUAGAUUGCUUUGAGUAAAUACCAUACUACGUAAGGUAAAGUGCCUAUUUUCACCCUAUUAAGUGGGUACCUCACUAAUUCACUCGGCCUACAUAGGAUGAAAUGCGUAUAAAUUUACAUCAACAGCUUUGCUUCGUUGUUAAGAACCUUUCUAAUAACACAAAUUCCCUGAAAACGAUGAAAUGCUCCUGUUUGAGCGCAACGAAAACUCGAAUCGAGUGCCCUACCAUUUGACUCAAUGUGUUGAACAAAGAUGGAAGACACUGCUCUCUAAUCAACGGCUUCAAAUGGGUAGGGUGAUAAUAGAAACGUGGCGAAAAUAGGCUCAUUACCCUGUAUGAGAUAAACGAUAGAAGCGCAGAGAAACAAAUUGCAAUUAAUUGGUUUCAAGAUACUUAUAGUACUGUAACUUGCGAGCAAAAAAUGGCUUAUCCAUAAGUUUGACAUUUAAAAGAAAAAAUAAAUUGAGAGAGAGAGAAUACUGGUAAAAAAAAUCUGGAGAAAACAUUCAGAAGACCGCUAACGAUUACCGGAUGCGCUUAACUUAAAUAUUUUACUCAGGUUUUAGUGACAUUCUAGUGAAAAGAUUUGAAACACUUAGUUUUGCCUAAGCAUUUCCUAUUUGUUCUAUAGUUUUAUGUCCUUAGCAAAUACCUAUCUGACGGAGUUAUGUUCCAAUGAAUUAACGAAGAAUAUAAACUAGUAACUACUAUAGCCACUGCAUAUUCACG